This is a messenger RNA of Peromyscus californicus insignis, 5138 nucleotides long. RefSeq names its product Ras and Rab interactor like (gene Rinl). The coding region runs from base 2095 to 3936 and encodes 613 amino acids. Gene Ontology annotation, cellular component: cytosol; endocytic vesicle. Lineage: Eukaryota; Metazoa; Chordata; Mammalia; Rodentia; Cricetidae. The transcript has 10 exons. Gene Ontology annotation, biological process: vesicle-mediated transport. Gene Ontology annotation, molecular function: small GTPase binding; guanyl-nucleotide exchange factor activity. The record is from RefSeq and is a predicted model, not a curated record.
UAGGAGUGAUAGUGGGUGGGGCCAAGAGGAUGCCCCCUGGAGAUGGUGGCCUGGCGACUUUUCACCCUGGCUCUUAGCCUGUCAGAGAUCCACUCCUCCAAAAGAGGAGCCCUUAAGGCUGGUCCCCGGAAAGAGAGAGGAAGGUGAUUUCAGAUGCCCCCAGCCCCGCCUCUUCCCCUGUAUGCGGGCUUCCUCUCCAGAGAACACUUUCGCUUCCUGCUGCUCAGGCUCCCCUCGGAACAGGUAGGGCCCCCAGGGACCCAGCAUCUGGCUUCUGCAUCCACAGCUGCCUCCAUCCAACCCUGCCCAGCACCAGGCAUAUCUGGAUCUCCUCCCAAGAGUCCUGGAGGGGAAGGGCACCCGCCUUCCCCUCUCCACCUCUCUUCCCUGCUUAUCCCUGAGGUGUGCCUGCCCCCUCCCCCCCCUGAAGCUGCCAUUCAGCAGCUAAUUGAUUUAUAUAGCUGUUAAUUAUCUGGCUUGCAUACAACACCCUAACAGAAAUGGAACCUUCUCAAAAGGGCUAGCCCACUUCAUAAAAGGGCUAGCCCACUUACCAACCCUCCUCCUAGGCCAGUCACCUAAUGCUGGGCCCAAGCUGAAUAAUUCAGAUGGAAAGAUGGGGGGAUGGGGAUGGAGGGAUGAUGGAAAGAUGGAUGGAUGAAUGGUCUCUCUCCAGACUACCCUCCCUACUCCUGAGACUGCUGUGGGGGAAAUAUUCAAAAGGCUCACCCUGAGUUGAGAAUCCCUUACAGGGUUCCCUUCUUGGGUAUAGUUGGCGCAUGCCUGUGAUCCCAGCACAUGGGAAGUGGGGUGGGGAAGAUCAAGAGUAAGAGGCUAGCCUCUAUUACAAUACACAAGUAUGAGACAAGCCUGGGCUACAUGAGGCCCUGUCUCAAAAAGAAGAAAGAAAAAUUAAGGUUGGGCCAGGCACACACCUUUAAUCCCAGCACUCGGGAGGCAGAGGCAGACAGAGCUCUGUGAGUUCGAGGCCAGCCUGGUCUACAGAGUGAGUUCUAGGAUCUCCAGGGCUACACAGAGAAACUAUCUUGAAAAACAACAACAAAAAGUUAAGGUUUGACAGAUAAAUGGAUAGCUCAGAUGUGAGAUAAAUUAGAGCAAGAUUUUCACAGGAGAAUCCAGAUAUUGGGCGUAUGGCAGGCUCUAGAAUAUUCUUUCAACUUUUCUAUAUGUUUAGAAUUACUAUUAUUUUUUUUUCUAAUCAAGGCUGGGUAUGGUGGUGCACGCCUCUAAUCCCAGCACUCGGGAGGCAGAGGAAGGUGGAUCUCUGUGAGUCUGAGGCCAGCCUGGUCUAUAUAGAGACAGCCAGGGCUACAUAGUGAAACCCUAUUUCCAAAAAAGAAAAAACCAAACAAACCAAAAACUGAAUGUGGGGGAGGGUAUGCUAGGCCUCCUCUGAAGGCUGGAAAAGGAGGAAGUGUGUGUCACAUUGCAUCUGGAUAGAGUGCUCCGCUGUGAGCCAAGAAUUUUUUCUAGGCUCUGGGUUUAACUGUGGCGGUUAUCCAGAUCUCACGCACUUGUAUGGUUGCAAAUACCUCCAUGAAGAUCUUGGAAUAUCCCUUUCUGUUCUGUAAGUUCCUGUUGGGAAUGCUGCCCUCCACCCUCGAGAUACACAGGCCUUUCUCCUGGGGUCCCCAGAGUUGCCUGCCACCCAGCAACUAAAGAAUUGCAUUGCAUGGCCACCCCAGCCAGGCAUAGUGGCUCAGGCCUAUAAUCUCAAAGCUUGAAGUACAAAGAUUGCCAAGAGUUUGGGGCCAGCCUGGUCUACAGAGCUAGUUCUAGGGCAGCCGGGGCUUCACAAAGAACACAAACCCUGUCUUGAAAAACAAAACAAAGAUAGGCUUUUGGCAUAGCUGGGGAACCUCUGAGGUCCAUUCUGAUCAGGCAAGAUCUCUGAGCCAGAUAUAAUAGAAUUAAAUUAUUAGCCCUUGCCCUAGCUGGAGCAGCCUUGAGUCUUGUCUUCCUCCGAGCCAGAGGCCAGAGCAUGUCUCACUGGUGCCUGGCAACAUGAGGAUUGUCCAGCCAGAGGACAUGGUGUCUGCAGCCCCUACUGAAAGGGACAGGUGAGGAUACCCAAUGUCCUCAGGUCCAUCUUUGACCUUUUGUCCCUGGGCUAUCCCUGUCUCUUGGACCCCACGUCAAUGGCCAGAUUCUACUAUGACCCUUGACCUCCUGGAACCUGUACAUCCCAGGUUGGCUUGGCCACUAACAGAUGGAGCAGGCAAGAACUCACUUGGGGUCCUCAGUACCCCAGAGCCACUUCUUCGACUGCAGAGGACACAGAGGGUGUGGCAGGUCCCAGAGCUGGAUGCUCAGCAUGCCAAGGCCUUUUUGGAGCUGUGGCCACUGGGGAGCUUCCUGGUCAUAGGACAAGAUCCUAGCCAGGUCCUGAUGCUGAAGACAGGGCCUUCAUCAGGAGACGUCAACACCUAUCCAAUUCACAAGUUUGCUGGAGGUGUGUCCCUGGAAUCCUCCAACCUCUGCAUGCCAGACUUUCCCCAUCUCCUGGCCUUCCUGUCAGCCAGCAGGGACGUUUUGCCAAGGACACUGCUCUUGCCCACUCCACCUAAAGGGCCAGGAGACAAGGACACAGAUCCUGUGCGACUUGGCUGCAUCCAGGUCAACACCUCAGGGAGGGUGCUGUCUGUAGUGAACCAGCUCUACCUGGAGACGCAUGGAGGCUGGGGCACAGAGCAAGCUCCACAGCAAACAGAGCCAGAGACUGACCAGAAAUACAGUCCAGCCCCUAGGAAGCCCACCCCACAUCGGGUCUCCUGGGUGGAAGACCCACUGAAACCGGAAGUGCACCACACUGGACAGGAAGUGCAUCAUCCUGGACCAGACACUCACCACCUUGAAGUGGCCUUGUACCGUCCUGGAGCAGAAGUGUCCUUUCCUAGGCCUGCUCUAGUUAGUGUGGUGGAGGAGCAGGAGGAAGUGGGCAGUGACAAGUCCAGAGAUGAAGAGGAAGGCCGCGAGGACCUGCUCACUGACCAUAUCCGUGCUCUGGCCAGGGCCCGGAGCAGCUAUGUAGCCCGGCAGUACCGAUGCCUUCGGGCACGCCUCACCUCAAAUUCUGGAAAUCCCUACAGGCCCGGGGACCCGGCCACGGAGCUGCUUCAGGAUGUGCGCCAGCUCCUCACUGAUCUCCAGAAUUACCUGGCAAAGGACCCCGACGUCAGAGCUGUCUUUGGGAACAGGGAACCUAGGGUCCCUCGGGACGAAGAUCUUGGCUCCGCUGUGGAAGUGGCCCUCUGUCGGGCAGUUCUGGAGCCCCUGAAGCCGGCCCUGUGGACCAAACUCCGAACUCUCAGAGCCCAGGAACUGCGGCUGCUGCGCCGGCGCCAAAUAGUCUUGCGGGCGGGGGCAGGGCCCGAGGGACAGCACCCUGCCCCAGCCUUGCGCAGCCGGAUCCACGCGCGCCUCGCGCACCUGCACGCCGCGUGCGUCCCGCGCCGCAAGGUGGCGCUGCUGCUGGCGGUAUGCAGCGACGUCUACGCCGGCCUGGCCGGUGGCGAGAAUCGAGAGCCCCUAGGGGCCGACGCCUUUUUGCCGGCCCUGACCGAGGAGCUGAUCUGGAGUCCACACAUAGGGGAGACGCAGCUGGACGUGGAGUUUCUUAUGGAGCUCUUGGAUCCAGAGGAGCUGCGGGGAGAAGGUGAGCUCCCACCUCCAGUAUGCCCAGACACUGAGAAGGGGGGCACCCUCGCUGGCUAUUAUCUUACCACGUGGUUUGGGGCUCUUUAUCACAUUGCUCACUACCAGCCCGACUCUGGCCGUGCACCCCAGGGGCUCAGCUCAGAGGCCCGGGCCUCCCUGCGCCAGUGGCACCGAAGGCGGACGCUGCACCAGCAAGCCCUGCCCACAGCCCAGGCGAAGCUGCCCUUUGAGGAGCCAUGGGCAGUAGAGGACCAGUGAUGAUUGGAGUCCUCAAACCCCGGUCACUUCUGGGCUUUUGGCUCACUCCUCUGCUAAGCAAGAUGCUGGAGGCAUCUGGGACAGCCGGAGGGUGGGGCAGGGAAAGGGACGGGCUUAUUGCCUAACAGCUGUACACCCCUCCUUUCCUUCCUCCCCUCCUCUGGUCUGCCUCAAGGAGGCUCUCUCCAGCAAACACAACCCCCCAAAACAGUGCUAAAACUACAACCCUCUCACCUGAACCCCUUUGGGGCAGGUGAAAUAAAAGCACGGUCCCCCAAAGAUGUCUGCAUCUAUGACACUUCACCAGGUCAAGAGAUCUUUAUAAAAAUGAUAGCAUGUCUGGACCUAAAGUGGGAGCUUAUUCUGGAUUCUUCUGUGCCCUAAGUCGUUAAGAGGGUGGCAGAGGUAUGGGGAUGUCAUGAGCCUAUGCCCUCAGCUUCUCUGGAGAAUGGGGUGGGAGGAUUACUUGAGGCCAAGACCACGAGGACACUGUGGCAUUGAAACAUAUUAGAUGUUCAGGACAGUGGCAUUGAAAUAUAGUAGAGUUCAGGAAACAAUGGGAUAGGUUUUCCAUCAGCCUUGAAAACAGGAAUCUCUGUGACCCAUCAAUGUUACCUUAUUUGGCAUAAGUGUUUGUGCAGCCAUUAUUAUUAUUAUUAUAGUGUUUUGUUUUGUUUUUUGAAGACAGAGUUUCUCUGUGUGGCCCUAGCUGUCCUGAAACUCGCUCUGUAGCCCAGGCUGGCCUUGAACUCACAGAGAUCCGCCUGCCUCUGCCUCCCGAGGGCUGGGACUAAAGGCGUGCGCCACCCCCACAAACGAGCUUGUGCAGCACCAGCAAAGGCUUCUCCCCUCAGAGCUCCAGAAGUCAUGUGACCCAGAUGACACCCUGGUUUCUGGCUGAGAUAGUGAUGUCAGAACUCUGACCCCAGAACGAUGAGCAAAUAAAUUCCUGCUAUCUUAAGACACCAAGGUGAUAAUGGUAAUAAUACAUUUUUUAAAUGCAUUUCCUGGGGGGCUGGAGAGAUGACUCAGAGGUUAAGAGCACUGACUACUACUCUUCCAGAGGUCCUGAGUUCAAUUCCCAGCACCCACAUGGUGGCUCCCAACCACCUGUAAUGAGAUCUGGCGCCCUCUUCUGGCCUGCAAGGACACAUGCAGACAGAAUACUGUAUACCUAAUAAAUAAACCUUUUGUAAAAAAUU